Messenger RNA from Melospiza georgiana, 2281 nucleotides. It is a transcript of the gene PHEX, whose product is annotated as phosphate regulating endopeptidase X-linked. Gene Ontology annotation, cellular component: plasma membrane. The record is from RefSeq and is a predicted model, not a curated record. The transcript has 22 exons. Gene Ontology annotation, biological process: protein processing. Bases 33 to 2276 code for a protein of 747 amino acids. Gene Ontology annotation, molecular function: metalloendopeptidase activity. Lineage: Eukaryota; Metazoa; Chordata; Aves; Passeriformes; Passerellidae.
CUGAGAGAGCAAGCACCUCCCAAGCUGUCCUGAUGGAAGGAGAGACAGUCUCUGAGGCCAGGGGAGCAGGCAGCAAAGCCACUCGGAUCGCCCUCGGUGUCUUUGUGAGCGGCACUGUCGUGCUUGGCACCGCUCUUUUCUUGGUUAGCCAAGGUCUUAUAAAGUUUCAUCCGAAGCAACAGUACUGUUUGACUGCAGAAUGCAUUGAAGCUGCUGCUAGCAUCCUGAGCAAGAUAAAUCAAUCUGUAGAUCCAUGUGAGAACUUCUAUCGAUUUGCAUGUGAUGGCUGGAUAGAUAAUAACCCCAUUCCUGAAGAUAUGUCCAACUAUGGUGUUUAUCCCUGGCUGCGACACAAAGUGGACCUCAAACUAAAGGCAUUGUUAGAGAAACCCAUCAGCAAAAGACGAGACAGUGAAGCUGUACAGAAGGCAAAGAUCCUUUAUGCAUCCUGCAUGAAUGAGGAUAAAAUUGAAAAAGCCGAUGUGAAACCCCUGUUAAGUAUCCUGAAGCAUUCACCCUUCCGCUGGCCUGUGCUGGAAUCCAACAUUGGACCUGAAGGGCUGUGGUCAGAGAGGAGGUUCAGCCUGGUCCAAGCCUUGGCAGCUCUGCGUGGCCAAUACAGCAGCUCUGUCUUCAUCCGUCUGUAUGUGGCUGCUGAUGACAAAAUCUCCCACCGCUACAUCCUGAAGCUUGAUCAAGCAAGCCUCUCUCUGUCGUCUCGAGAGGAUUACCUAGAAAAUACCACAGAAGCCAAAUCUUACCGAGAUGCCUUUUUGAAGUUCAUGGUUGAUACAGCAGUGCUGCUGGGUGCAAAUGCCUCCCGAGCUGAAUCUGAUAUGAAAUCAGUUCUAAAACUGGAAGUUAAAAUAGCAGAGAUCAUGAUUCCAUAUGAAAACCGGACAAGUGAGGUGAUGUACAAUAAAAUGAACAUAUCAGAGCUUAGUGCCAUGAUUCCACAGUUUGACUGGCUGGGAUACAUCAAGAAGGUGAUUGACACCAAACUCUAUCCUGAGCUUAAAGAUAUAGGUCCUUCAGAAAAUGUGAUUGUCCGUGUUCCCCAAUACUUCAAAGAUUUAUUCAGGAUACUAGAAAAUGAAAGGAAAAAGACUCUUGCCAAUUACCUGGUAUGGAGGAUGGUUUAUUCAAGGUUAUUUAACCUCAGUAGACGCUUUCAGUAUCGGUGGUUGGAAUUUUCUCGGGUGAUCCAUGGGACUACAACUUUGCUGCCCCAGUGGGAUAAAUGUGUGGACCUUGUAGAAAAUGCCCUCCCCUACGUUGUGGGUAAGAUGUUUGUGAAAGCCCAUUUUAAAGAAGACAAGAAAGAGAUGAUGGAGGAAUUGACUGAAGGAAUUCGCUGGGCUUUUAUUGACAUGUUAGAAAAGGAGAACGACUGGAUGGACUCUGAAACAAAAAGAAAAGCUCAUGAGAAGGCAAAAGCAGUUAUGGCGAAAGUUGGGUACCCUCAGUUUAUAAUGAAUGACACAUAUAUUAAUGAAGACAUCAAAACACUGAAGUUUACAGAAAGUGAUUAUUUUGGCAAUGUAUUGCAAACUCGCAAAUAUGCAGCCCAAUCUGAUUUCUACUGGCUUAGAAAAGAAGUUCCAAAAACAGAAUGGUUUACAAGCCCAACUACUGUAAAUGCUUUUUAUAGUGCAUCUACCAACCAGAUCCGAUUCCCAGCAGGAGAACUUCAAAAGCCUUUCUUUUGGGGAACAGAGUAUCCUAGGUCAUUAAGUUAUGGUGCCAUAGGAGUGAUUGUUGGCCAUGAGUUUACUCAUGGAUUUGAUAGCAAUGGUCGGAAAUAUGACAAAAAUGGAAAUUUAGACCCUUGGUGGACGACUGACUCUGAAGAAAAAUUUAAAGAGAAAACAAAAUGCAUGAUUAAUCAAUACAACAAUUACUACUGGAAACAAGCUGGCUUACAUGUGAAAGGGAAGAGAACUUUGGCAGAGAACAUUGCAGAUAAUGGAGGUCUGCGAGAAGCUUUCAGGGCAUACAGGAAAUGGAUUACAGAAAAGAGGGGAGGAGAAGAAGAGCCUUUACUGCCAGGCCUUGAGUUCACACACAACCAGCUUUUCUUUCUGAGUUAUGCCCAUGUAAGAUGCAAUGCCUUUAGACCGGAAUCUGCGAGGGAGCAAAUAUAUACUGGAGCUCACAGCCCUCCUCAGUUCAGAGUGAUCGGAUCCAUGAGCAACUUUGAGGAGUUCCGCAAGGCGUUCAACUGCGCGGCGAACACGACGAUGAACCGCGGGGCGCAGUCCUGCCGGCUCUGGUAGCUGUC